Molecule: messenger RNA, 1050 nt
Organism: Quercus lobata
Lineage: Eukaryota; Viridiplantae; Streptophyta; Magnoliopsida; Fagales; Fagaceae
Exons: 2
Coding region: 133-477 (114 amino acids)
Source: RefSeq, a predicted model, not a curated record
AAAACCCUAAAGAUAUAAAAGCCCUUUCCUAUUUCCCUCAUCCUCUCAGUCACACACAACACAACAAUUCAAAAACCCUAAAAACCAGAUCAACUUCAUCUCGCCGUUUUUAUCGGGGAAAAAAAAAAAAAAAUGAGUGAACCAGUCCCAUUGCCUGUCAGCCGGAGUCCAUAUCAUAUCUAUCAUCGCUCACUGAGCGAGGGAUGUCAAAAGAUAAUUGUGUAUCCACAGGGCUCUAAUUUACGUGACGUCAGGGUCUUCGUGAAUUGGAACACAGGGACCGUUACUGUGAAUGGUAACAUUGAUUCGGCGAUUCCGCACUUCCCUAUGGAAAUAUCUCUUCCGGGAGGCUUUUAUGACCAAAGUGCCCUCGGAUUCAGGGUUUUUGGCAGUGAACAAAUAGUCAUUAACUUUCCCUUUGUUGGAGACGGUUCGUGGGUGCCUCUUCGGCGAUUGGAUCAAUCUUCUCAGGAGUAGCAAUCUUCUCAAGAGCAAUCUUAGUUAGUAGAGAAUACCGCUGCUGAUUUGGAGCAGAAACAAAAAGAAACAACUAAUCUAUAUAUUUUUGUCCUUUUCUUUUUAGGUAAAAAAAAAAAAAAAUAUUAACAGCACUUAGAUUUUAUUUUUUUUUUGUUUCUUAAUGUAAUGUAGUGGUGCUUUGACGACCCAUUGAGGUUUUUUUGAAAUGUGAAUGAAUGAAUCUUGAUUAUCAGAUGAAGAAUGCUAUUCCAUUCAUUUUGUUCUCCCAUGCGAUUAUGGUUUGACCAAAAAAGUCUCUAAUUUGAAUUUUUUUUUUUAUGAUUGAUAACACGUCAAUUUGUGCAAGAAAACUGUUGUGAAUAGUAAAUUGUAAAUUGAAAAUAAUGAUUGAGAAAAAAAGGAACAAUGAAAUGGGUGAAGAUGUAAGUGGUGAGAUAAAACUAAUAAGAAUGGUAAAUUUGGUGAAAAAGUGAUAUGAUUUGAUAUGUGGAGAAGAUUUAUUUUCCUACUUUCUUUAUGUUAAGGGUCUGUACAGUGGGAGUCUUCUUUUUUUUUUGUUAGGGUAAAGUA